AUGAAGAGGAGAGAGAGGAGAGAGAGGAGGAAGAGGAGAGAGGAGAGAGAGGAGAGAGAGGAGGAAGAGGAGAGAGAGGAGAGAGAGGAUGAAGAGGAGAGAGAGGAUGAAGAGGAGAGAGAGGAGAGAGAGGAGAGAGAGGAGGAAGAGGAGGAAGAGGAGGCAGAGGAGAGAGAGGAGGGAGAGGAGGAAGAGGAGAGAGAGGAGGAAGAGGAGAGAGAGGAGGAAGAGGAGGAAGAGGAGGCAGAGGAGAGAGAGGAGAGAGAGGAGAGACAGAGGAGACAGAGGAGGAAGAGGAGAGAGAGGAGGAAGAGGAGAGAGAGGAGGAAGAGGAGAGAGAGGAGGAAGAGGAGAGAGAGGAGGAAGAGGAGAGAGAGGAGGAAGAGGAGAGAGAGGAGGAAGAGGAGAGAGAGGAGGAAGAGGAGGCCACGGGAUGUCAAUUUGAUUUUUUUUCAAACAUAA
This is a messenger RNA of Knipowitschia caucasica, 462 nucleotides long. The record is from the annotation of a GenBank genome assembly. Lineage: Eukaryota; Metazoa; Chordata; Actinopteri; Gobiiformes; Gobiidae.